This is a messenger RNA of Ananas comosus (pineapple), 3197 nucleotides long. RefSeq names its product APO protein 3, mitochondrial. The transcript has 6 exons. Lineage: Eukaryota; Viridiplantae; Streptophyta; Magnoliopsida; Poales; Bromeliaceae. Gene Ontology annotation, molecular function: RNA binding. The record is from RefSeq and is a predicted model, not a curated record. The coding region runs from base 325 to 1584 and encodes 419 amino acids.
CCCAUUCGCCGUCGACUCCUCCGAUCUCGCAACCAACACCAGCUCCGCUGCCCCCGAACAUCGCCGCAUCCCCGAACUUAAACCCUAACUCAUGUAAAACCCUAACCCUAGAUCAUGAAACCCCACGCCCGAGGCCUCGCUAGAGGAGAAUCGACAAGGGACGGGAGGUAGUAGGCAACUCUCUUUCUCUCUCUUUCCUCUCCCUCCCCCGCGCUUCCGCCAUUAAUGGCGUUAGAGGAGCAUCGAUGCGAUUGUGUAUUGAGUGCCCACUUCUCUGUGUUAGAUCAAUUGAAUUGGCAAAAGCUAUAAACAAUUGUAUGUGGGAUGUUAUUGCGAAGGCUCCCGAUGCUGUACACAUUCUGUAGAAAGAAACCGGUACCGCACAUACAUUUGAAAUCCUUAGCACCUUUCGGUUCUCAACAAAGAGUUGUUUCCAGAGAGAAAACAGAAGAUCUCGAGGUUCAAGACGAAGAGGAGGAAUUCCCAUUUUCGGAUGUUCCGAGGCCUGGGAAGAGAUGGGAGAGGAAGCCAUACCCAACUCCCAUGAAGGUGCUGAUACAGAGGGCGAAGGAAGAGAAACGGAAAAGACAAGAGAACCCGUGUCGGGUCCUCGAACACCCUCCUGAAAAUGGCCUAUUAGUACCUGAACUCGAAGAGGUUGCCCACCAAGUCUAUAAUGCUAGAGAGUUGCUUCUUCAUGGACUUUCCAAACUGGUUAAUGGUGAUUCCGCCAUCCCCGUCAAAAGAUGUCAGUUCUGCUCAGAAGUGCACAUUGGUCACCUUGACCAUCAGAUAAGGUCUUGCGAAGGCCCCAAAUGUGGUUCCAGGAGCUCCACCCAUGUGUGGAGGAGAGGCGGAAUAAGAGAUGUUGUUGGUUUCCCAUAUUGCUACCACCUCUAUGAUAGAGUUGGGAAACCGAGAGUUGUGCACAAGGAAAGAUGUGGAGUUCCAAGGCUUCAGGCUAUUGUAGAAUUAUGUAUUCAAGCAGGUGUGGAUCUUGAGAACUAUCCGGCAAAAAGAAGAACUAAGCCUGUAUAUUCGAUUGAAGGGAGGAUUGUAGACUUCGAGCAGGAAGCUGAAGAAGAUUCAGCGGCAAAAACAAGUGUCAAACCAGUGAGUUUGUCCACUGAAGUUAUCUCCAAACUUAAUACAUUUGAAGAGGACAUGGAUAUGGGUGAACUUGGGUCAAGAACGCUGAAGUCCUGGUUGGACAUGCGGUCAGGAGCUGCGAAGCUUAUGAAGACAUAUAGCGUGAUAACAUGCGGUUAUUGCCCUGAAGUCCAAGUGGGCCCUAAAGGACACAAGGUUAGAAUGUGCAAAGCUGCAAGGCACCAAUUCCGAGAUGGUUUGCAUGCAUGGCAAGAAGCAACUAUUGAUGACUUGAUAAGGCCUAAUUACGUGUGGCAUGUGCGUGACCCCAAUGGCCCUCCUCUUUAUAAUGAGCUUAAGAGGUACUAUGGUAAGGCUCCAGCUAUUGUGGAGCUCUGUGUUCAGGCUGGUGCUCCGGUUCCAAUCGAGUAUAGGAGUAUGAUGAGAUUAGACGUAGUACCUCCCGCUCGUGAUGAAUAUGAUCUCGUAGCCUGAGUAUUAUUGUAUCUGAAGUACCUCACCCUUAUAAACUCCUGAAAAUCUGUUUAUGCUGCAAGGAUAUUCACGUUGUUUCACCAUAGUUUUCUAUUUGGAAGAUUCCCACCGGGGUAUAAUGAUGAUUUGUGGGGCGUAGUCACUGUACAUCUCGGAGGCCUUACAUCAUGUAUAUUUACGUGCACGAAUUUCAGCGUCAGUUGGUGAAAUCAGACAGACUAAUUCCUUCAAAGAAGUGAAGAGUACUCCAUGGAAAAGCCAGAGCCUUGAAUUCACAUUGUCGCUGAACACAUUGAAACCCUUGAAGAAACCGAGUCGGAUAGCAAAGAGUUCACUCUCAGGUUGGGCACACUAUAUCAACCAAUUUCGUUUCGUAUAUUGCUGAUGCCAUUAUUCAAGGUCUUCCUUGUGCAGGCGCAAAUGCAGUUAUCUGUCUCGAGGCAUAUUCGGACACAUGUGACUACAAAAGAAUCUUUGAUCAUUCAAACUCGUGUAUUUGCUCUGAAGGACACAUGUGACUGCUCACAGAGGCAAUAACUGUAAAUGCACCAGAACAAUUGGAAAAUAUUCAAGUAACUUGAAGGACACAUGUGACUCAUUCUUAGUUGGAGGUACAAUACAAUUCUCAAGGUUAGUUUCAAAGUUAUCUGCUAUAUUUACAUUUACAUUUACAUCUACAUCACACAACCGAUGCUGCACGCCAGUAGUAACAUUACUUGUGAUAUCUCUUAUAUCAAAUCAAGAGUAUUUUGGAAAUUUAACGGGGAAAAAUUCCAGUGCUAGGGAUUUCUAAUUUUGUGCUGUGCUUUCAUUCAUUCAUUCAUUCAUUCGUCGGUGAUAUGAGUUGUAUGUAGAUGGUGUAGACUUUGCAGGGAGCACCUAUCCCCCGAGACAAGCCUCUAAGCUAAUGCCUUAGAGAGGGCAUUGAUGGGAGGGUUUCGACUGUUGAGGAGUCAUCGUUUUAGUGAUCGACAAGGAACAAGGACAAUGGAUGACAUGCUAACAAUUAUUUCCGUCCUUGUUAGAUUGUCGACUAGUCUUUUUCGCGUCUUUAUUUAUCAGUCAAUUGGCGGCAUGCCAUUAGCCUGUGAGAUCGCCUUUUGAGAGUUUCUUAUGUGUCAUGCACUAGGGCUUUAAAGCAGAAGAAAUGAUUACGCCAUUUUCGAGCCUUUUGUUGGGGUGAUGCUGGAGUGGAGCUGAGUUUCAAUAGUUCUCUUGGCCGAAAAUCUCAGUAGUUCUUUUGGCCGAAAAUCUCUUAACAGCUUCAUAUCAGAAGCAGAAACUUCUAGUAGCAGAACUCGCUUAUUUGUUAUUGGCUUGUGAUUUUUUCCGGUUUCUCGUAAUUUCCUUCAUAUUGAGUUAAUAGUUGUGUUUCUUUUGAGAGUUCUCUUUUUCAAGGGAAUCAGUUGAAUUGAGUUGAUUGACCCUUUAUGGUACAUCCACUGCUAUGUUUUAAAGGAAUAAUAUGUGGUGUGAUUCGGAAGCAACAUUACUACAUAAGAAAAGUUCCGAAAAAAGGCUUGGGGUGAUGCAAAUAAAGCUAAUGUGGAGAUGAGAGGACCCACUUAGCUUGGAAAGAUUUUUAUGGUGGUCAAUGCAGAAUCUUAAAGCAA